Molecule: messenger RNA, 758 nt
Organism: Cryptomeria japonica (Japanese cedar)
Lineage: Eukaryota; Viridiplantae; Streptophyta; Pinopsida; Cupressales; Cupressaceae
Exons: 2
Coding region: 213-617 (134 amino acids)
Source: RefSeq, a predicted model, not a curated record
AACACCCACCAUUUGUGUAAUUGGGUGACUUGAGUGAACCAUACCUCCACAUCAACAGAUCCACAACAGGAUGUUGGAGAUUCAAAUCUAAAUCAUACGGCAGCAAAACACUUUUAGCACCGAUGGAUAGGUUUCGCCCGCAGGGGCUCAAUAACUUGUAACUUACAGUCAAUUAAAACAACUUUUAACCACUUGUACACGUAAUUAAGAUCAUGUCUGCUACUCAUCUGUUUCCGUGCUUUUUCCCAAGUUUACACUCCAGCAACCAUCACCUACAAGAGUUCAAGCAAUCAAAGUUCAUGAAUCAUUCCAAAGGCUUCAACGGAAUUUCGUUGCAGUUUUCAAAGAAAAUCACAAAAACCCAAGCUCAACGCGAGUCAAAAGAAUUAAGCAAAUCUAAUGGUUUUACAUUUUCCGUUCCUUCGUUAAAGAAAUUAUUUCUUCAAGCUGCUGUGGGUGUCUUUGCAUUGGGUUUUAUCGAUGCCGGGUACAGUGGCGACUGGUCUCGUAUUGGGGUAAUUUCCAAAGACGUUGAAGCAGUAUUAAAGGUGGCUGCAUAUUUUGUGGUUCCACUAUCUGUUGGGCUCAUCUUGUUUUUGUCUCGUGAGAAAAAAUAAUCCCAUUUCUUAAAAGCUGCCUUGUUAAAUAAAAAAUUAUUUUUCAUUUUAUAAUCAAGUAAGGGUACUGCUUUAUUUCUGCUUGAAUUAUAUUGUCAUACAGAAACUAUUCUUCUUGAUAAUGAAUAAAUGUUUUGUCAA